Molecule: messenger RNA, 1642 nt
Organism: Chroicocephalus ridibundus (black-headed gull)
Lineage: Eukaryota; Metazoa; Chordata; Aves; Charadriiformes; Laridae
Product: pancreatic lipase-related protein 2-like
Exons: 14
Coding region: 189-1598 (469 amino acids)
Biological process (GO): lipid metabolic process
Molecular function (GO): protein binding; triacylglycerol lipase activity
Source: RefSeq, a predicted model, not a curated record
UUCCAAGUGAAAAGAGCCAGUAGCAACCAGGAUUUGACAGGGAGCUGGCUGAACGGAGCUUGCAAAGCAGCAACCCCUCCUGCGUUUCAGAGUGCAUAAAGCUACCCAAUCUUCAUCAAAGAAAACAGUGGCCGUUUUGUAUCCUGUUACUGCUCACCAAAGAAAGAGAUAAGAAGGGUGGUAAGAGAAUGGUGGUUGGAAUGUGGAUUACUGCACUUUAUCUCCUUGGCACAGUAGCAGGUAAAGAAGUUUGCUACCCCAGGCUUGGCUGUUUUACAGAUGACCCACCCUGGUCCGGGGUACCGGGGAGACUUCUGACAGGUCUGCCUGAUUCUCCAGAACAUAUGAACUUGAGCUUCUCUCUCUACACCAGAGAAACAGGAAAUAACUCACAGGUGAUCUCGGCAAUAAACUCCUCAACCAUCCAAAACUCACAUUUUUCCUCACGUAGGAAUACCUCCUUCAUCAUUCAUGGAUUUGGCAGCACUGGAAAAACAGGCUGGGUGGUAGAAAUGUGCUUGCUGUUACUGGAAGUGGAAAACAUCAACUGCAUUGCGGUCGAUUGGGAAGAAGGUGCUAAAGGCACCUACAUCAGUGCAGUCAACAACAUCCGCGUGAUUGGGGCUGAGGUUGCUUAUUUCAUAAAAACUUUACAGGAACUCUUCAGAUACUUCCUUUGCAAAAUUCAUCUAAUUGGCCACAGCCUGGGAGCACACACUGCAGGAGAGGCGGGAAGAAGGAUCCAAGGCAUCGGGCGGAUAACAGGCUUAGACCCUGCUGGGCCCUAUUUUGAAGGUACUCCUCCUGAGGUGAGACUGGAUCCUUCAGAUGCAAACUUUGUUGAUGUUAUUCACAGUAAUGCUGCUCACUUCCCUGCCAUCGGGCUUGGAAUAUAUAACACCAGCGGUCACCUUGACUUUUACCCAAAUGGAGGAACUGUGAUGCCUGGAUGCACCGAUUUAAUUCCGGAGAUGAAACAAAGUGAUUUUGAAGCUAUCAUUGCAGAUGCUACGGUCAUUGGAGGGUGCCAUCACUCUCGCAGCCAUGAGUUUUAUUUUGAAAGUAUCCUCUAUCCCACCGGAUACCUUGGAUAUCUCUGUGAAACGUACAAAGCCUUUGAGUCAGGAGACUGUUUCCCGUGUCCCCAGGAGGGAUGUCCAAUGAUGGGGCACUACGCUGACAGAUUCCCAGAUAAAUUGAAGAGGGUAAACCAAAAGUAUUUUUUAAACACAGCAGCAGAUCCACCUUUUGCUACUUGGAGGCAAAAAGUAUUUCUCAAACUGUCUGGUGUAAAGAAAAUGAGGGGGGACAUAAACCUGGUUUUCCAUGACACAGAGGGGAACACAAAAGAAUAUGAAAUUGCCAGCGGUGUCCUUUCUCAAGACGAAGUUUAUACAAAAUACCUUGAUGUUGAAAUUAAUCCAAGAAAUACUACAAAAAUUGAAUUUCUGUGGAAUAAAGCCAUAUUCACUCUGCUCUGGGCAAGACUGGGAGCAGAAACAGUCAAUAUAAUUCAUGGAGAAGAUGGGCGUAGGUCAACUUUUUGUGGUCGUGGAACCGUGACAUAUGGAGUUCCCCAGUUACUUACACCUUGCUAGAGGUCACCGACUACAACUGUUCGAUAUACAGCAGCUGAGCAAAC